This is a messenger RNA of Rattus norvegicus (Norway rat), 3124 nucleotides long. It is a transcript of the gene Rsph10b, whose product is annotated as radial spoke head 10 homolog B. The record is from RefSeq and is a predicted model, not a curated record. Gene Ontology annotation, cellular component: cilium; axoneme; 9+2 motile cilium. NCBI's taxonomy places the organism in Eukaryota, Metazoa, Chordata, Mammalia, Rodentia, Muridae.
CUUGUGGCAGUUGCUUAGAGACCACCUAGCUCCCCGGACGCGAAGUCUUCCUCAAUGCCACUUUUGGAUCUGCAGGCCUGGCCAGAGCAAGUGGGUGAGCACCCUAAAGUAGUCCUGUGAGUAGCACCAAGGUAAAGACCUGGGCCAGUUCCCUUCUUAGUCUCCCAAGACUUGAACACGUGCUUGGUGCGGUGGAGUGGUACUGUGGCCGUGCCCAGAAAAAAAGGUAAAACCCAUCCAUGCUUUGAAACAAAACUGCAGUCUACCGAAGGAAUCAUUGGCUAACUCUGCAUCUAAAGAAAACUCCGACAUCUUCCAAAGGCCAUGGUGAAAGAAAAGAAAAAAGCAGACAAAAAGGGAGAUAAGUCAGCCCGCUCUCCCUCCUCGAUCUCUGAUAACCCAGAAGCGGCUAAACAAGAAAUCAGUGCCAGUAAGCAGGAAGUGGCCCCCAGUGCUGUCAUCCCGGUAUUGGAAACGCCACUCAAGCAAACCCCUAAAAGAGACUCGGAACAUACAUACCAGAGUGAAGAUGAAACUCAGUAUGAAGAACCCAUCCUGACCAAACUCAUAGUGGAAAGCUACGAAGGGGAGAAAGUCCGUGGACUGUAUGAGGGAGAAGGCUUUGCGGUCUUUCAAGGCGGAAACACCUACCAUGAUAGAUCACUGUGGAUGCGGGGCAGGCUCAGAGUGGGCACCACACUGCUGCUGCUGUUGCUGCUGCCGUCAGCCAGCACAUCCCUGCAGGGAAUGUUUUCCGAGGGACUGAUGCACGGGCAGGGGACUUACAUUUGGGCUGACGGAUUGAAAUACGAGGGGGACUUUGUGAAGAACAUCCCCAUGAAUCAUGGCGUGUACACAUGGCCAGAUGGCAGCACGUAUGAAGGAGAAGUGGUCAACGGCAUGAGGAACGGAUUCGGUAUGUUCAAGUGUGGCACGCAGCCCGUGUCCUAUAUUGGCCACUGGUGUCACGGCAAGAGACAUGGGAAGGGCUCCAUCUAUUACAAUCAAGAGGGAACCUCUUGGUAUGAAGGAGACUGGGUGUACAACAUCAAAAAGGGCUGGGGAAUACGAUGCUACAAAUCAGGAAACAUAUACGAAGGCCAGUGGGAGAACAACAUGCGCCACGGGGAAGGCAGGAUGAGGUGGCUCACAACAAACGAGGAGUACACGGGCCACUGGGAGAAGGGGAUCCAGAACGGCUUUGGAACGCACACAUGGUUCCUAAAGAGAAUCCCCAACUCUCAGUAUCCUUUGAGAAAUGAAUACAUAGGGGCGUUUGUAAAUGGCUUCCGUCAUGGACAAGGGAAGUUUUAUUAUGCCAGUGGAGCCAUGUAUGAGGGAGAAUGGGUUUCCAACAAAAAGCAGGGCAGGGGCAGGAUAACUUUCAAGAAUGGCCGUGUGUAUGAAGGUCUGUUUUCCAACGAUCACAUUGCACAGUUCUUUGAAGCUGAAAUGGAUUACUCGUACAGCCUGGACCGUCGGUCAGACAUCUCCCAAAGGAGCCGGCAGGCUCGGGGAUCUUCUGUCAGUGCUGACAGGGAGCCUGAAACCCUACGAAAGUUGGAUGGCAGCGAAAGCCGCUCUGUGUUAGGAUCGAGUAUUGAGCUGGACUUAAAUUUGUUGCUGGACAUGUACCCUGAGGAAAGCCAAGAAGAAGAAAAGAAGCAGGUGGAAUAUGCCGUCCUAAGGAACAUCACAGAGUUAAGAAGGAUCUACUGCUUCUACAGCGGCCUUGGGUGUGACCACUCUCUGGAUAACACCUUCCUGAUGACAAAGCUUCACUUCUGGAGAUUUCUGAAAGACUGCAGGUUCCAUCACCACAACAUAACUCUUGCGGAUAUGGACAGGGUAUUGAGUGUCUAUAACGGCAUCCCAAUCGAAGAAAUCCAUUCUCCAUUUAGAACCAUACUCUUAAGAACAUUCCUAAAUUACCUCCUGCAGCUGGCCUACUACAUCCAUCACAAAGAAUUCCAGAACAGAAGCCCGUCCCUCUUUCUGUGCUUCACAAAGCUGAUGGCCGAGAACAUCCAUCCACACGCCUGCCAGGUGAAAGGUCACUUAUUCAAUGAGCAGCAGCGGACACUCUACUCAAUGAAUUACAUCGAUAAGUGCUGGGAAAUUUACACAGCCUACUGCAGACCGAACGAAGCCCCACCCUAUGAGCUGACAAUGAAGAUGAGAUAUUUCCUCUGGAUGCUGAAAGACUUUAGGAUGAUAAAUAAGGAGUUAACUGCGACCAAAUUCAUGAGGGUGAUAGCGGAGGACAACCCUUUCGUAUAUGAUGGAAUGGACAGCAACUUUGAACUUGAGCUAGUUUUCCUGGAGUUCUUCGAAGCUCUGUUGUGCUUCUCUCUCUGCUGCAUGUUUGACCAGAUGACUAGAUCCUAUUUAAAAGCCCCGUACGAUGACGUCACUACAAACCGAUAUGGCAGCACUCAGACGGUACUAAACCAGAGCAUCCACAGGAGCCCAAGUGGGGCCACAAGCCAUGACUCCGAAGUCCACUUCAGCAGCACCAAGUCGUCCUUAGACAAGAUAGGAGUCCUGCCCGAUGGUAAAAUCAGGCAAUCAGAGCCCAAGCUCAAGAAGUCGCUGAGUGAGGACAAAGUCUCCAAAAUGAACCUCAAGGCUCAAGGAAGAGGGCUGGUGUUUAUGUCUCCACAUGGUGAGAAAUAUGAAAAGUCCAAAGAUGAACAGAAAGAGAAACUCAACAUGUGGGUGAACAACCUCUACGUCUUCUUCGUCAGUGUGCUCUUCAGCGCCUACAAACACGAGGAGGCGCUCAAGGAGAAGGUGGAGGAGAACAGGCUCCAGGAAGCAGUGCUGGCUCAGCAGAAGCAGAUCGAGAACGAGGAGCUGGAGGCCAGGCUGAACAUCCUACGGGAAGAAGAGGCCAGGAGACAAGACUUUGAACUUGACAUCACUGUGCUCAAGGAGCCACCGGAGGUCCCAGCCGUACAGCCGCUCACACCCAGCCCCCCUAAAGAGGACUUGGUUUCCAUGCAGACUAGCAAGGCCAGCCCAGGCAAGAAGAAGAAGAAGUGAAGGCACUCGGUGUCAUGGUGAGCUGCAAGCAGACAGAAAGCUGUGACAAAUGUCCCCAAAAAUAAAGUGUUUGCAUUUA